This is a messenger RNA of Oncorhynchus nerka (sockeye salmon), 7667 nucleotides long. Its product is annotated as clathrin heavy chain 1-like. The record is from RefSeq and is a predicted model, not a curated record. Gene Ontology annotation, cellular component: clathrin-coated endocytic vesicle; extracellular exosome; clathrin coat of coated pit. Gene Ontology annotation, molecular function: clathrin light chain binding; structural molecule activity. Gene Ontology annotation, biological process: intracellular protein transport; receptor-mediated endocytosis. The transcript is spliced from 33 exons. Bases 391 to 5442 code for a protein of 1683 amino acids. NCBI's taxonomy places the organism in Eukaryota, Metazoa, Chordata, Actinopteri, Salmoniformes, Salmonidae.
UCUGCAUUGGUAGGCUAUUUGUGGGGAAGUCCUCUUGGUUAGCUGUAGGGCUUAUAAAUAGCAAGUGUAUUAUUUUGUAUAAUACUGUAAGCAACAUUAGAGCUUCAUAAAAAUAGUUUUCUCCCAGAGCUAGUGUAAUUAUGUUUUGGACUAUUUUACUUAGCGGAAGUGUAGAGUUUUGCUUCAGGAGUGUUGUUUGGGUGCUACUGAAGGAGAGCAGGCAGUGAAUUCAGGUGAUAUCAACGCAAGCCGGCGAGACCCCUAUCAUUGCACAUCGUAUUUUACUUUUGGGAGCGUUUUGGGGACUUCCAAUACAAUACAACAUUCAUUCCUCGUGUCCCCUUCCCCUUUCCUUUUCUCCGGACAUCUGAAACAUAGAAAGCCUCAAGAAUGGCCCAGAUACUGCCGAUACGAUUUCAGGAACAUCUGCAGCUGCAGAACCUGGGGGUGAACCCGGCUAACAUUGGUUUCAGCUACCUGACCAUGGAGUCUGACAAGUUCAUCUGCAUCCGGGAGAAGGUGGGCGAGCAGAACCAGGUGGUGAUCAUAGACAUGGCUGACCCCAAUAACCCCAGCAGACGUCCUAUCUCUGCUGACAGUGCCAUCAUGAACCCUGCCAGCAAGGUCAUCGCCCUCAAAGCUGCUAAGUGCCUGCAGAUCUUCAACAUUGAGAUGAAGAGUAAGAUGAAGGCUCACACCAUGACCGAGGAAGUCAUGUUCUGGAAGUGGAUCUCUGUCAACACCGUCGCCUUGGUGACUGAAGCGGCCGUCUACCAUUGGAGCAUGGAGGGGGACUCGCAGCCCAUCAAAGUGUUUGAUCGGCACGCUAGUCUGGCCGGAUGCCAGAUCAUAAACUACAGAACAGACGAACAGCAGAAGUGGCUCCUCCUUAUAGGGAUCUCGGCACAGCAAAACCGUGUGGUGGGGGCCAUGCAGCUGUACUCUGUGGACAGGAAGGUGUCCCAGCCCAUCGAAGGCCAUGCUGCAGCCUUCGGAGAGUUUAAGGUGGAGGGCAACACCAAAGCCUCCACUCUGUUCUGCUUCGCUGUGCGCAGCCAGGCUGGGGGCAAGCUGCACAUCAUAGAGGUGGGUCAGCCGGCUACAGGGAACCAGCCGUUUACUAAGAAGGCUGUUGACGUGUUCUUCCCACCUGAGGCUCAGACAGACUUCCCCGUCGCCAUGCAGAUUGGCACCAAGCACGGUGUGAUCUACCUGAUCACGAAGUAUGGCUACAUCCACCUGUACGACCUGGAGUCAGGAGUGUGUAUCUACAUGAACCGCAUCAGUGCCGAGACCAUCUUCGUCACCGCCCCCCACGAACUCACCUCUGGCAUCAUCGGGGUUAACAAGAAGGGACAGGUGUUGUCAGUGUGUGUGGAGGAGGAAAACAUAGUGAACUAUGCCACCAACGUGCUGCAGAACCCAGACCUGGGCCUGAGGAUGGCCGUGCGUUCUAACCUGGCCGGGGCUGAGGAGCUGUUUGCCAGGAAGUUCAACACACUGUUCGCCCAGGGCUCCUACUCCGAGGCUGCCAAGGUGGCCGCAUCCACACCCAAGGGUAUCCUGCGCACAGCGGAGACCAUCCGUAAGUUCCAGAGUGUGCCAGCCCAGCCGGGCCAGGCCUCUCCUCUGCUGCAGUACUUUGGCAUCCUGCUGGACCAGGGCCAGCUCAACAAGUUUGAGUCUCUGGAGCUGUGCAGGCCCGUGCUACAGCAAGGACGCAAGCAGCUGCUGGAGAAGUGGCUGAAAGAGGACAAGCUGGAGUGUUGUGAGGAGCUUGGUGACCUGGUUAAGGCAGUAGAUCCUACGCUAGCCCUCAGUGUCUACCUCAGAGCCAACGUACCCAGCAAGGUGAUCCAGUGCUUUGCUGAGACCGGACAGUUCCAGAAGAUAGUGCUCUACGCCAAAAAGGUGGGCUACUCUCCAGACUGGGUGUUUCUGUUGAGGAAUGUGAUGCGGGUCAGUCCAGAACAGGGUCUACAGUUCUCUCAGAUGCUGGUGGCAGAUGAGGAGCCCCUGGCCAACAUCAACCAGAUAGUGGAUGUGUUCAUGGAGGGAAGUCUGAUCCAGCAGUGUACCUCCUUCCUAUUGGACGCUCUGAAGAACAAUCAGCCAGCCGAGGGACACCUACAGACACGCCUACUGGAGAUGAACCUCAUCCACGCCCCCCAGGUAGCCGACGCGAUCCUUGGCAACCAGAUGUUUAGUCACUAUGACCGUGCCCACAUCGCCCAGCUGUGUGAGAAGGCUGGACUGCAACAGAGGGCUCUAGAGCACUACACUGACCUGUUCGACAUCAAACGGGCUGUCGUACACACACACCUGCUCAACCCUGAGUGGCUGGUGAACUUCUUUGGCGCCCUGUCAGUAGAGGACUCAGUAGAGUGUCUUCGGGCCAUGUUAUCAGCCAACAUCCGACAGAACCUUCAGCUGUGUGUCCAGGUGGCAUCUAAAUACCACGAGCAGCUGGGAACAAACACCCUGGUGGAGCUCUUUGAGUCCUUCAAGAGCUACGAGGGUCUGUUCUACUUCCUGGGCUCCAUAGUGAACUUCAGCCAGGACCCUGAUGUCCAUUUUAAAUACAUCCAGGCGGCCUGUAAGACAGGGCAGAUCAAGGAAGUGGAGCGCAUCUGUAGAGAGAGCAACUGUUACGACCCGGACAGGGUCAAGAACUUCCUCAAGGAGGCUAAAUUGACAGACCAGCUGCCGUUGAUCAUAGUGUGUGACCGCUUUGACUUUGUCCAUGACCUGGUGCUCUAUCUCUACCGCAACACUCUGCAGAAGUACAUAGAGAUUUACGUUCAGAAGGUGAACCCCAGCCGUCUGCCUGUGGUGAUAGGAGGUCUGUUGGAUGUAGACUGUGCUGAAGACGUCAUUAAGAACCUGAUCAUGGUGGUGAGAGGGCAGUUCUCCACUGAUGAGCUGGUGGCAGAGGUGGAGAAGAGGAACAGACUGAAGCUGUUAUUGUCGUGGCUUGAGUCUCGUAUCCACGAGGGCUGUGAAGAGCCGGCUACCCACAAUGCCUUGGCUAAGAUCUACAUUGACAGUAACAACACCCCGGAGCGCUUCCUGAAGGAGAACACCUUCUACGACAGCGCUGUAGUGGGGAAGUAUUGUGAGAAGAGAGACCCCCACCUCGCCUGUGUCGCUUAUGAGAGGGGCCAGUGUGACCUGGACCUUAUCAAGGUGUGCAAUGAGAACUCCCUGUUCAAGAGUGAGGCUCGCUACCUGGUCCGACGGAAAGACCCAGAACUAUGGGCCAACGUUCUUGAGGAGAAUAACCCUUAUAGACGCCAACUCAUAGACCAGGUGGUGCAGACCGCUCUGUCAGAGACCCAGGACCCAGAGGAGGUGUCUGUGACGGUCAAGGCCUUCAUGACAGCUGACCUGCCCAAUGAGCUCAUUGAACUACUGGAGAAGAUUGUAUUGGACAACUCAGUCUUCAGCGAGCACCGAAACCUCCAGAACCUGUUGAUCCUGACGGCCAUCAAGGCAGACCGGACGCGUGUGAUGGAGUACGUCAACCGCCUGGACAACUACGAUGCCCCCGACAUUGCUAACAUCGCCAUCAGCAACGAGCUCUUCGAGGAGGCCUUCGCCAUCUUCAAGAAGUUUGACGUCAACACCUCCGCCAUUCAGGUCCUGAUCGAGCAAAUCAGUAACCUGGACAGAGCCUAUGAGUUUGCAGAGCGUUGUAAUGAGGCUGCGGUAUGGAGUCAACUGGCCAGAGCCCAGCUCCAGAGAGACCUGGUUAAAGAGGCCAUCGAUUCCUACAUCAAAGCCGACGACCCGUCGGCCUACAUGGAGGUGGUCAGCGCUGCCAGCAAGAACAAUAACUGGGAGGAUCUGGUGAAGUUCCUUCAGAUGGCUCGUAAGAAGGCCAGAGAGUCGUAUGUAGAGACAGAGCUCAUCUUUGCUCUGGCUAAAACUGUCAGACUGGCCGAACUAGAGGAAUUUGUCAGCGGCCCUAACAACGCCCAUAUACAACAGGUGGGAGAUAGGUGUUAUGAAGAAGGGAUGUACGAUGCUGCCAAGCUGCUGUACAAUAACGUGUCCAACUUUGCCCGCCUGGCAUCCACGCUGGUACACCUAGGAGAGUACCAAGCUGCUGUGGACAGCGCCAGGAAAGCCAACAGCACACGCACCUGGAAGGAGGUGUGUUGUGCGUGUGUGGAUGGGGAAGAGUUUCGAUUGGCUCAGAUCUGUGGUCUACACAUUGUUAUCCACGCUGAUGAACUGGAGGAGCUCAUCAGCUACUACCAGGACCGGGGUUACUAUGAGGAGCUGAUAGGCCUGUUGGAGGCCGCGUUGGGUUUGGAGCGCGCUCACAUGGGCAUGUUCACAGAGCUGGCCAUCCUCUACUCCAAAUUUAAACCCCAGAAGAUGAGAGAACACCUGGAACUCUUCUGGUCCCGCGUCAACAUCCCUAAGGUGCUGCGAGCGGCGGAGCAGUCCCAUCUGUGGGCGGAGUUAGUGUUUCUGUAUGAUAAAUACGAGGAAUAUGACAACGCUGUCCUCACGAUGAUGUCACACCCUACGGACGCUUGGAAGGAGGUGCAGUUCAAGGACAUCAUUGCCAAGGUGGCCAAUGUGGAGCUGUACUACAAAUCCCUUUCCUUUUACCUGGACAACAAACCUCUGCUGACGAAUGACCUUCUGACCAUACUGUCACCACGGUUAGACCACAGCCGCACGGUCAGCUACUUCACCAAGGUUAACCAGUUGAAGUUGGUAAAGCCUUACCUGAGGUCAGUCCAGAGUCAUAACAACAAGGGAGUCAACGAGGCCCUCAAUAACCUGCUGACAGAGGAGGAGGACUACCAGGGUCUGAGGGCGUCUAUCGAUGCAUAUGAUAACUUUGACACCAUUGGUUUGGCCCAGAGACUGGAGAAGCAUGAGCUGAUUGAGUUCAGACGCAUCGCAGCAUACCUCUACAAAGGCAACAACCGCUGGAGACAGAGCGUGGAACUCUGCAAGAAGGACAAAUUAUACAAGGAUGGAAUGCUGUACGCUGCUGAGUCUAAGGAUGCUGAGCUGGCUGAGACCCUGUUGCAGUGGUUCCUGGAGGAGGGCAGGAAGGAGUGUUUCGCUGCCUGUCUGUUUGCCUCCUACGACCUGUUGCACCCUGACGUGGUGCUGGAGCUGGCCUGGAGACACAACAUCAUGGACUUUGCCAUGCCAUACUUCAUCCAAGUCAUGAGGGAGUACCUCACCAAGGUUGAUGAGGUUGAGGAGAAGGUGACGGUGGAUAAACUGGAGGAGUCAGAAAGCCAAAGGAAGACUGAGGAAGAAGUCACAGAACCCACCCCCAUAGUUUUCGGUCAGCAGCUGAUGUUGACGGCAGGCUCGGCUCCAGUGGCACCCCAGCCUGGAUACCCAGGAGGCUACGGAUACGCUGCCCCAGGCUACUCCCCCCAGCCCCCCUACAACUACAACAUGUAGACCACCUCUACUCCCCCCAGCCCCCCUACAACUACAUGUAGACCACCUCUACCCCACCCAGCCCCCUACAGCUACAACAUGUAGACUACCUCUACCCCACCCAGCCACCCUACAGCUACAACAUGUAGACCGCCUCUACCCCACCCAGCCUCCCUACAACUACAACAUGUAGACCGCCUCUACCUCACCCAGCCUCCCUACAACUACAACAUGUAGACCGCCUCUAUCCCACCCAGCUUCCCUACAACUACAACAUGUAGACCGCCUCUACCCCACCCAGCCUCCCUACAACUACAAUAUGUAGACCGCCUCUACCCCACCCAGCCUCCCUAGGGCUACACUAAGCUUGCGUCCCAAAUGUCACCCUAUUCCCAGUAUAGUGAACUACUUUUGACCAGGGUCCAUAUGACUCUGGUCUAAAGUAGUGCAGUAUAUAUUGGCUAUAUGGUGUCGAUUGGGACACAGAUCAUGUAGACCUUAAGGUCCCAAUAAUUCUACCUGGAGCUUCCAGCGCCCCCCUCGGCCAACCUCAGGCCCCGACCUGAACCACACUUACCCUGCACUGGGAUACAGCUUGCUUAUGGAUUCUAUAUGUAUUCCCUGCCUUGACACCCCUGAGACUCCCAAUCUCACUACUCUGAGACACACCUAGCCCACCUAUGGACACUCCUAACCCCCACACCCAAAUCUCUCAACUGAAAAGAUCUCCACUUUGCCCCCAUCUCCUCUCGCUCCUCACCUCACUCCCACUUCCUCUUUCUCCCCCUCUCCAAUGGAAUACAGCAAGACUAAGUGACCCCUCUACUUAGGCUGAACUGACCAGCCCACCCGCCAUUCAACACGCACCGCAUGACAACAGCGCUUAGCUCCUAGAGAAAAUAACUAAUAAGAUGUCGCUAAUGUACAGUACACCUCUCUGUCCAGGUAUUCUAUUACUGUUCUAUAGACUGCAUCAACUGUGUCAACCAUAGAACAGCUUCUUUUAAAAAAAAAUCCUAAUGUUUUUCUAGAGAUUAUAAUACAGCACUGAUGGUACAGAGACUUUGUUACUGAGGAGCCAGAGAGGGGGCGGGUGAAGGGGGAGCAGCACCGAGUUCCCACACCCUCUCCUAAGCACUGCUAGGCCUUAUACAGGAGGAGGUUUCAAAUUUGAGUCCGUGUUUGUUUGUUUCAAGACUGUUUCUGUGCAAUAGAGAUCUUAACAGGUACCAUGUGUUGGAGAUACAGUACUAUAUGGACUAGGAAUACUAGUUACUUGGGUUAUGGUGUACUGUCUGUGUGUAGUUUAUCAAGCAUGUAGGGAUCUGUUGACAACACCAAGUUAGGGAAGGUUUGCGCUGUUCCUUCUCUUCACUAGAGUCGUAUUAUCUGAUAAUAACCAAGUCAAGAUGGACGUUGGGUCUCUCCACUACACUGUGAUGUACGGUACAGGAUCCCACAGCUCUGGUUGUUGAUGAUGUGAAACAUAACUGCGAUAUGCUGAUGUCUGUGCAUGUGCUGCCAAACAUAUAAUGCUGUAACAAUGCAACCAGGAGCACAAUUUCCAUGUUACACAUAUACCAAGUAUUACCUAUGUUGUGUUCAAAACUAAACAAAUGUAUUUUGAGGCCUUUUACUGUCUCACCAUUGGCAACAACUAACAGAAUGGUCGAAGAAACUCAAAUGUUACACAGAGAAUAAAAACAUACUAGAGGAAUAGAGCUCGUAUGUAUCCCUGUACCAGUGGUUCAGAGUUAACAAUUCAUGUACUGAAAAAAAAAGUGUAUAAUUUAAGAUAUGUUGCGAUACUUAAAUAAGCAAAUAAGUCCAUUAUGGAAUAAGAUAGUGUAUUGUCUAUAGUGCAUUGUUGUAGUCUUAAUCAUUAUUAUAAUAUUUUUUUUUUUAAAGAAAAUGACAAAAUACAAAAAGAGCAGAAUACAAACAUAAACUAUUCAGCAUGAUUGCUUGCAGCAGCCAUCAUCCUGGGGUUCGUUUUCUUCCUGUUCAAGUAGAACCUGUCUGAUAAAUGUUCUGGAAAACUAUCGCUAGGGUUUAUGGGUAACUCUGGCCUCGUGCAUCCGGACAGACGGCCAUGUCCACUGUUGUCCAUAGGACCCUGAUGUGCCGCGACAUUGUAAAAACGUUGAAUUGGGGUUUUGUAGGAAAACUAAAUCUAAACUGUGUACAAGCACUACCGUAUCUGCACAAGUCAUGGUCUCUGAAGGAUAAUAAAGUUUACACACAUA